AUGGCUGAACAGGUCAGUAGCUCACCCUUUCUCAGGCCUUUCUUUCUGAAGACCCCACUGCGUGUGUCCAGCCCACUACGCCAGCGACGACACACGCUACCCGCCAGCGAAUUCCGCAACCUCACGCCUCAGGAUGCCAUCAGUGUGUUUGAGAUAGAGAGAGAAGCCUUCAUCUCUGUGUCCGGGGAGUGUCCGCUGACCCUGGACGAGGUCCUAAACUUCCUGGGUCAGUGUCCGGAACUUUCCAUGGGCUGGUUUGAAGAGGGCCAGCUGGUGGCUUUUAUCAUUGGCUCUGGUUGGGACAAAGAGACACUUGCACAGGAAGCCAUGACUACACACAUCCCUGACUCCCAGACCGUCCACAUCCAUGUGUUGUCUGUUCAUCGUCACUGUCGGCAGCAGGGGAAAGGUUCAAUCCUCCUCUGGCGCUACCUGCAGUACCUGCGCUGUUUGCCGCGGCUUCGCAGAGCCCUGCUGGUCUGCGAAGAGUUCCUGGUGCCCUUUUACCAAAAAGCAGGCUUUAAGGAGAAAGGCCCAUCUGCCAUCACAGUGGGGGCUCUUAGCUUCAUGGAGAUGGAGUAUCAGCUGGGAGGCUUGGCCUACGCGCGACGGAACAGCGGCUGUUAG
This is a messenger RNA of Chanos chanos (milkfish), 627 nucleotides long. RefSeq names its product arylalkylamine N-acetyltransferase 2 (gene aanat2). The record is from RefSeq and is a predicted model, not a curated record. Gene Ontology annotation, molecular function: aralkylamine N-acetyltransferase activity. Gene Ontology annotation, biological process: response to light stimulus; circadian rhythm. The transcript has 3 exons. Bases 1 to 627 code for a protein of 208 amino acids. NCBI's taxonomy places the organism in Eukaryota, Metazoa, Chordata, Actinopteri, Gonorynchiformes, Chanidae. Gene Ontology annotation, cellular component: cytoplasm.